This is a messenger RNA of Salvia splendens (bonfire salvia), 2669 nucleotides long. Its product is annotated as inactive protein kinase SELMODRAFT_444075. The record is from RefSeq and is a predicted model, not a curated record. Lineage: Eukaryota; Viridiplantae; Streptophyta; Magnoliopsida; Lamiales; Lamiaceae. The transcript is spliced from 8 exons. Gene Ontology annotation, biological process: protein phosphorylation. Gene Ontology annotation, molecular function: protein tyrosine kinase activity; ATP binding. The coding region runs from base 438 to 2375 and encodes 645 amino acids.
AUAUAAGCAAUCAUACCUGUCUGUCAUCCGCUGUGGACUUCUCCCUCGCAAAGAAUCAUCAUAAAUUUCUUGAGUAAAGCUUUCAUGAUUACUGAAUCUCCUUGUUGUUAAUUAGGUAAUUAUUAUAGAGGAUUCAUUUCUCCACAUAAUAGCAAUCCUUGUGUUGCGCCACGCAAACCUGCAAAACCACAACUGCUCCAAUUUCGCAUCUUUUCAACUAUACUCCAAAUUCACUUUUUUCCUUCACUCUCACACUUCCUACAUCAUAAAAAUCACUUUCUGUUAUUGACUUUUUUGCAUCAUACUUCUCUCCUUGUUAGUCCGAGAUAGGUUGAUUUUUUUUUGCUGUUGGUUGGCCCUAUUUCCGCCCACUUAUCCUCUCUUAAUCAUUCAACAAUCUCAAAGUGAGAGGAAAUUAAGAACUUGAUGAAAUUGAGAUGAGUGUGAGGCAAAAGAGUGGGAUAGGUAGAAGCAGUGAUGUUGUGGUGGUGGUUGUUAGGGCUGCUAAGGAAAUUUCCACAACUGCUUUAACCUGGGCUUUGAAAAAUGUAGUGCACCCAGGGGAUUGUGUUAGGCUGCUCGUCGUCGUUCCAAUUCAGACCUCAAGUAAAAGGCUAUGGGGAUUUCCAAAUUUCCAUAGUGAUUGCGCCACCGGAUAUUGGAGAUUCAUGUCAGGGAGCAUUGUAGAACAGAAGGAAUAUAUUACAGGUAUAUGCAGCCAGAUGAUGCACCAGCUACACCAUAUCUAUGAUCCUGAAAAGGUAACUGUGAAGAUGAAGGUUGUUUUUGAAUCCAAAGAUGGAAUGGUGGCUGCUGAGGCCAAGAGAACUCAAGCACAGUGGGUUGUAUUUGACAAGAAAAUGGAGAAAGAAGCUAGCUCUUGUACCGAGCAGCUCAACUGCAACGUUGUACUUGUUAAGAACUCAGAGACAAAGGUCCUUAGACUGAACCUGGUUGAGCCAAGAAGGUCGGAUUCUGAGAUGCUUAAGCAUUCAAAAUCAACUAAGAAACGUUUUAAGGUCCCAAACGUGACUCCAACGAGCAGCCCUGAGAGGCUCUCUUCAAUGUCAAGCCUGGACAAAUUUGCGUCUCAAUCAUUCAUGUCCGACAUUGAUUGGGAGCCAACGGUGAUGCAGGAUUCACCAUUAGUGCGGGGAGAGUGCUACUACUACUGUGAUGGAUCUGAUUCUGAAUCGGACAGCGACAACCUCAGCUCUGUCUCGACGAGCAUAGGUUCCCAGCCAUCCAUGGAAGACAACCUUAGCUCAGCUGAUGAAGGUGGGAAGCUCUUGAAAGUAUGUCUGCAAAGAUCCAGCUGCAACACAAUGAAUACAACGUCUGUAACGCGCCAACAUAGUGGCUCGAUGGAUGUGAAUCUUGAUGUGUGCAGGAAUGUGAGAGAGAUGAUAUCACUGCACAGAAAUGCACCUCCAGAUCCCCCUCCGCUUUGCUCUGUGUGUCGCCACAAGUCACCCUCCGUUGGGAAACCUCCUAGGCUGUUCACAUUCGCAGAGCUGGAACGAGCCACUGGGGGUUUUCAGCUGGCAAACUUUUUGGCUGAGGGCGGUUAUGGCCCAGUGCACCGCGGUGUGUUGCCUGAUGGCCAGGUUAUAGCUGUGAAACAGCAUAGAUUGGGUAGCAGUCAAGGCGACCGUGAGUUUUGCUCUGAGGUGCAGGCAUUGAGCUGUGCACAGCACCGGAAUGUUGUGAUGCUGAUCGGAUACUGUGUGGAUGAUGGGAGACGGCUCCUGGUUUACGAGUACAUCUGCGAUGGCUCUUUGGACUCACAUCUAUAUGGAAAGAAUCAAGUUCCACUUGAUUGGGAUGCACGUCAAAAAAUUGCAGUUGGAGCUGCUCGAGGGCUGAGAUACCUCCACGAGGAGUGUAGAGUUGGAUGCAUAGUCCAUCGCGAUUUGAGGCCAAACAACAUUCUGCUCACACAUGAUUUCGAGGCAUUAGUUGGAGAUUUUGGACUAGCAAGGCUGCAGGCGGCUGAUGGAGAUUCAGGUGCAGAGAGCAGAAUCAUCGGAACAUUUGGGUACAUAGCUCCAGAAUAUGCUCAGACUGGGCAAGUGAGUGAAAAAGCGGAUGUGUAUGCCUUUGGGGUGGUCUUGGUGGAGCUGCUCACGGGGCGGAAAGCUGUGGAUAUAUACCGGCCUAAGGGAGAGCAGUGCCUCACAGAAUGGGCACGUCCGUUGCUGGAAGAAAAUGGCCUCUCCAAACACAUGGAUCCGUGGUUGAACAAGUGCUACUCGGAGAGGGAGGUAGACGGGAUGCUGCAUUGCGCUUCACUGUGCUUGCAACGAGACCCUCACUUGAGGCCUCCUAUGUCUCAGCUACUUAGGUUGUUGGAAGGUGACAUUUCUAUGAGAUGAAUGAAAGCAUUUUAAUUGGAAUUAGGAUUUGGAGAAAGGAUUCACUUCGCAGACAGAAAAUAAGCUUAUUGUUAAAAUAGAUAAUGCUGGAUGUUGAAAGGCCAUUUCCCCUUAAUUUGAUUGGAAUCUGGUAAAUAGCUUUACAAUUUUUUAAUUAGAUUUCCAUUGGUGCUUCUUCGUGGGUUGUUAGUGUAGGAUUUAAUAUGUAAAUAGUAGUUGUCUAGAAAUGACGUUGCCGAGUGAUAUAUUUCCAUUUUUUAUUCAAUUAGAACUAAUAGUUUCCCUUUUCAUAAA